UGCUACAUAAGUAGUAUAACUAUAUAGAAAAGAAAAGUCAAAUAUGUAUUAUCUUGUGUUCCAUUUUUGUAGCCAACUGUGACGUCACUUGUAAACAAACACACGUGGCUGGCAGCAUCAAGGAUGGCAGCGGAUUGUUGAUUGAAGCUCAAAAUACGACUGAUAAUAAUCAUUUGUGAGUUCCAGAUAAACACAGCAGAUAUUCAAUAUGUCCACAUCAUCCUCAUCAUCGAAUGGUUACCUGUUUGGCAGUGCCAGCCCCAGCUACAGUUUCACAUCAGGUUACACCAGUAAUUCUGACACCGACUCAGAUUUAGAGGAAGUUCAAGUAAAGCAGUAUUUGUUUGGAGAUAUAAGGCUUGACCUGAUCCAGUACAUUGCCUUGAAGAAAUCUAAGAAGGGCAUCAAAAGACAUUAUGGACAUUAUCAGUUGGAUGAUCACUGCCAUGCCAAAAUUGAUGAUGUUCCUUCCCAUUACUACAAAGGAAAACAUUGGGAUGUUCCAAUAGGAAAUGACCUUAGCAAGACAAACAUUAAGGCAACUGCAAUGGCUAUCCAGAGGGAAAUAGAAAAGGAACAGCAGCGUAGAAUUUAUGAGGAAGAACAAACAUACAGAUUAUGUCAGAAUUCCUUCUUUUACAUUAACCAAGAAUUCUUUGAUGCCAUUGACUCAGCCAAGUCAAAUACCCUGAAGAGAAAAAGAACAACAUUUAAGAAUGCCCAGGUGGUGAAAGACCACAUGCAGGGUAUUCUCAUCCAAAAGAUCCACAAGAGAGAUUUAGAUCGUGAGAUGGAAGAGGAAAGACAGCGGCAAAUAAAAAUAAUGGAAAAUUUAAGCGGGGGUUAUGAUCUAGAGCAGUCCCCAAGCACAGAGAACCUACUGAAGUACAUAUCUGUCACCAACCAGAGGAAGCAUAUUAUGCAAGAAGACCUGUUAGAUGCCAUGGAAUUGAUGGAGGAGGAUGAGGAGGACCUGGAUGGAGAGUUGAUACACUAUGCUGAGGAGAUGAAGGACAGGGCUUUGCGAGAAAUGAAGAACGGGUUAUACAGGAUUCAGUUUGAUGUUCUGACAAGAGUAGAACAGUUUCGCCGGGCUAAUGAAUUUAAAGUUCUGGCCAAGGAAUCCCUUACACAGAAAUGCAUGAAGGCUUGGGAUGAACUGCAGUCAGAAAUGAACAGACAUUUUGCAUUGGUAUUGCAACAAGUCACAGAGGCUGAAUACAUUUCUGUGGAUUUAUCUGAGGUCAGAAAGAGACUGUUUCUGGAACAGCUUAGCAGAAGAGCUGCCAUCAAGUUUGUUGACAAAGAAUGUGCUGAGGAGCGUAAGCGAAGGAUUCAAGAACUUGAGGAGGAAGCAGAACAUCCAGACCCGGCCAAGGAAAUACUCAAAGAGACCAUGGCCAAUGUACAAAUACAGCUGGUUGUGGACAAAUUUCAUGGAUACAAGGUGACACCCAUAUACCAAGAAAUGGUGUUUGAAACUUCAAAUGAAGAUCGCAAGAAGAGAAAAUUGAGAUUAAGUGCACGGAGGAGGUCUAAUGUAACUUUGGGUGAAGGCUUCUGAAAAUAAUUUGCAGCAAAUGUAGAACCAGACUAUGGGAAUCAA
Molecule: messenger RNA, 1606 nt
Organism: Lingula anatina
Lineage: Eukaryota; Metazoa; Brachiopoda; Lingulata; Lingulida; Lingulidae
Source: RefSeq, a predicted model, not a curated record